CUGAGGCGGGGGAGCCGCGGCCGAGGUCGGGGCGGUGAGGGACAAGAUGUCCGCCUCGUUGGUCCGAGCCACCGUCCGGGCUGUGAGCAAGAGAAAGCUGCAGCCCUCCCGGGCCGCCCUCACCCUGACUCCAUCAGCCGUAAACAAGAUAAAACAACUUCUGAAAGACAAACCUGAAAACGUGGGUGUGAAAGUUGGCGUCCGCACCCGGGGUUGUAAUGGCCUAUCUUACACUUUGGAGUACACAAAGACCAAAGGAGACUCUGAUGAAGAAGUCGUCCAAGAUGGAAUUAGGGUGUUCAUCGAAAAGAAGGCUCAGCUAACACUCUUAGGAACAGAAAUGGACUAUGUAGAAGACAAAUUGUCCAGCGAAUUUGUAUUCAAUAAUCCAAACAUCAAAGGAACAUGUGGGUGUGGAGAAAGUUUUAACAUUUGAGACUUCAGGACUGCUUGUUUGCCUUUAAGCCCCAGAAAUACUCCUAGUGGCUUUCUAAACCGUCGUGUUUCUUUCAGGUUCUCGGCCUUUGUAAUCUGGGGAAAUAAAGUUCGUACCUUUGGAAAUUGAAACCAGUGUGGUGAAUUUCCGCACAGUGGCAUUGAGUGACGGGAAUAGUGAAGUGCUGGGCUGUUUAUGCUGUUUGGUUCAGGACAAAAAAGAAAAAACAAAUUUACCCUGCCUGAAAGAUCCUUGUUGUUGGAAUGAUUUCCCCAUCCUCUGCUUAUUCCUGGGGGGUGGCUCUGGGUUUGUCAGCAUCUGGGGGGCACCUCUUUAAUGGGUAGUCCCCACGGUCCCACAUUCAUUGUCUUCCUGGAAUGCGGGGGUUGAGUCCCGCUAAGGAAAACUCGUUGCUUCUGGCACUCGGUGCGGUAUCCAGAUAGGUGCGCGUUGGCGGAAGAACAUUUCCGAAUGUCGCCUUUGCCUUCUAUCCAGAGACCAUGUUCCGGCAGGAUUGACUGUUCUGUCUCCCUGUUUUCGGCUUCAGUUUUCACAAUCCAAAGGCCAGAAGAUCCUCAGUCGGCCCCUCAGUCGUUGGUAUUUUAUUGGGUGUUUUCUGUGUGCAGGGCACUGUACUAAGCUCAACCAACCAAACGUGAAGAGCAGAAAGAAAUGGGAGGCAGGGGGGAUUUACAAAAGCAUUUACUUAAGCUCUGCCAGGAUGUCUCAUCCCCAUUUACCCCCUUAGAAACCCAGUCAAGGAAGAGGCAAGAACUCCUGCAGUGUGCCGGUUAUUCUAUUUUCAGGACCUCUCUCUGCUUCUGCUUCUUUGUCUCUGUCUUCACUCUGUCGUUUGCCUUUGGAUAGCAGAGAGUUAGUUAGCUCCUAGCUCAAAGACUCCUGUUUGGUUGUAUGCAGUGUCCCCAAAAAGGCUGUGGUUCGUUUCCCCCCGGCUCUUGAAGAGCAGGAGGUGGCCUUUAUUGUGCCUCCCAAGUAGGCUGAGGCAAACCCUAGAGUUGGAGAGAACCUUAUUUGUAAACAUGUAAGCUGUCUUCUCUUAUUCCCUUAGAGCCGGGGAGGAGGUCAGAGAAGUCCAUAUAUUGGAUUUGGCCUCAGCAGCGCUGCAAUUGCCUUCCCUCAAGUUGGGUUGUCUUUUUUUUUUCCCCCUAAAACUUCCAAAUUGAAGGACGUUUUCCAGAUCCUGAAUCAGAGUGCCAGAAGAUUGAAGCGCCUAGCUGUUUUUAUGAAUGUAAGUGAGCCCUCUUUCCAGCAACUUUCCAUAACAAGGCUGUAUUUUUGACUUGUUUCUGUAGAGUUUUGCAUAGUCAAUGUUUGAUUGCGUGUGGAGGGGCGUAGGCUUUGCGUUUGAAAUCGGACACUGCCAGAAAACAAAGCAGCCCGAAUUCUUUGAAUAUGGAUGUUGUAUUAACAAAACACACAAGCGCUGGGCUGGAAACGAUGUAAAUGCUAGCGCCUGCCUGUGUACAGUUGAUUCUAAUUUUGCUCUGUUCAUAAUUUGUGCAAUACUGUAUGUAGAGUUUUCAGUUGUUAAUAAAUUACAGCUUCUUGGUGAUCAUUCAAA
Tachyglossus aculeatus (Australian echidna) is the source of this 2018-nucleotide messenger RNA. RefSeq names its product iron-sulfur cluster assembly 1 (gene ISCA1). Bases 47 to 436 code for a protein of 129 amino acids. Gene Ontology annotation, cellular component: cytoplasm; mitochondrion. The transcript has 4 exons. The record is from RefSeq and is a predicted model, not a curated record. Lineage: Eukaryota; Metazoa; Chordata; Mammalia; Monotremata; Tachyglossidae. Gene Ontology annotation, molecular function: 2 iron, 2 sulfur cluster binding. Gene Ontology annotation, biological process: iron-sulfur cluster assembly.